UUUAAAACACCGGCCCUGUCUACUACAGGCAAGGGCAAGAGGCCAUAAACAUUACAAAUAGAGAAGAGAUAGAAGAAGAAGUAAAGUAACGGCAUAACCUAACUUUCCCACCCGAUCGGAUGGCAGUAGUGUAAAUAAUAGUAUUUUAUUUUUUAAACUCCAAAAAUGGAAGGAGACCUUUUAACUCAUGAGGAUCUAUUGAAAAGACAUAAGCAAGAAAAGAAAGACUUACAAUCUAAAAUACAAUCAAUUAAAAAAAGUGUUCCAAAAGGUGACAAAAAGAAAAAGAAAGAAAUUACAGAUGAAAUAGCCAAAUUAGAAUUGGAACUAGAUGAAAAACACAAGAAUGAGCUUGAUGAAAAUAAAUUUAGUAUUUUACCAACAGAAGAAAAUAGUAUAGAACAGACCGAGAACAAUGAAAACGAGACUGAUGAACAAGAAUCUGACAAUUUUAAUAAUACUCGGAUCUCCAGGGCUCAAAAAAGAAGAAACAAAAAGGAAUUUGAAGCAAAAGAACGAGAAAAGAGAAUAAUAGAACAAUCUGAGAAGAAUAGGGAAGGUCCCAGAGUUUUAGAAACUAAUGCAAUUAAACAAGUACUUAGAUCGAUGAAUUUAAAAUUGCACAAUAUUCCAGCAGAUGGAAACUGUUUAUAUUUAGCAGUUAAUCAUCAACUACAAAUAACAGGUAGAUCAAUGAGAUCUGUCAGUGACUUAAGAAAAACAACAUCAGAUUUUAUGCGACAAAAUAAAGAUGAUUUCCUUCCUUUUAUGUGCAAUGAACUUGACGAGUCUGAAAUAGUUAGUGAAGAACAAUUUGAAAACUACUGUAAAGACGUGGCUACGACAAAACUUUGGGGAGGACAGUUGGAAUUAAGAGCUUUAUCCAACAUUUUAACUUGUCCCAUUAAGGUGAUUCAAGCUGUUGGUGUUCCUACAUUACAAGGGGAGCAGUUUACGGGACCAGAAUUAAUAUUAACCUAUCAUAGACAUCUGUACCGAUUAGGAGAACAUUAUAACUCAACUACUCCUGUUGAUGGAGAUGAAGAUGAUGAUGUAUGAAAAUUACUGCCACUAGCUCUCAUUAGAAAAUUUAAUAUAAAUACAGGGUGGCAUAUUAAUUCCAGCAAGAUAAGUAUUGCUUCUUUUGUUAGAGACACAAAGGAAAGUUUAAUAGAAAAAUUGUAUGGGAUAUUUUUUUCUGCAUCUAACGAAAGAGUAGGUAUUGAGCUCUGUCAGACAAACAAACCCUGUACUUGACAAUUUUGUGUGAAAUAAUUUAUAUGGUGGGGAU
This is a messenger RNA of Psylliodes chrysocephalus, 1291 nucleotides long. The record is from the annotation of a GenBank genome assembly. NCBI's taxonomy places the organism in Eukaryota, Metazoa, Arthropoda, Insecta, Coleoptera, Chrysomelidae.